Ostreococcus lucimarinus CCE9901 is the source of this 4047-nucleotide messenger RNA. RefSeq lists its product with no specific name. The transcript has a single exon. NCBI's taxonomy places the organism in Eukaryota, Viridiplantae, Chlorophyta, Mamiellophyceae, Mamiellales, Bathycoccaceae. The record is from RefSeq and is a predicted model, not a curated record. Bases 1 to 4047 code for a protein of 1348 amino acids. Gene Ontology annotation, molecular function: phosphoribosylformylglycinamidine synthase activity. Gene Ontology annotation, biological process: 'de novo' IMP biosynthetic process.
AUGGGCGCGCGGCGACGCGCGAUCGUCUCGCGACGCGCGAGGGAGACGACGGGACGCGCGACGGGGCACGCGACGGCGAGCAAAGUCGUGGAACACUUUUUUAGGCGACCGUUCGUGUCGGACGAGGCGUGCGAGACGCUGGUGAGGAAGGUGAACGCGAGGCUGGGGCGAGACGCGGUGGCGCGCGCGGAGACGGAGCAGUGCUUCAACGUGGAGUGCGAGGGAGGGCUGAGCGACGCGGCGAAGGAGACGCUGACGUGGUUGCUGAGGGAGACGUACGAACCGGAGCUGUUCGGGGCGACGAGCGCGCUGGUGGGCGAGAGUGGAUCGCCGGUGGUGGAGGUGGGACCGAGGUUGGCGUUUCAGAGCGCGUGGUCGACGAACGCGGUGUCGGUGUGUCGAUCGUGCGGGUUGGAGAACGUGACGAGGUUGGAACGGAGUCGGAGGUUUAAGUUGUUUGCGGCGAACGGGGCGAGCGUGGACGAAGAGGCUGUGCGAGUGUUCUCGGCUAUGGUGCACGAUCGCAUGACGGAGUGCGUGUACGACGAACCUUUGAAGACGUUUGAAUCCAACGUCACGCCUGAGCAAGUGUACACGGUGCCGAUCACCACGGAAGGACGCGCGGCGCUCGAAAGGGUUGACAAAGAGAUGGGUUUGGCGUUUGAUGACCAAGAUUUCGACUUUUACAUGCGUUUGUUCUGCGACGAAAUCGGUCGAGACCCGACGAACGUCGAGCUCUUCGACAUGGCGCAGAGUAACUCUGAACACUCCCGUCACUGGUUCUUCUCCGGCGAGCUCACCGUUGACGGGCAAAAGAUCGACAAGACGUUGUUCAAGAUGGUGAAGGAAACCAUCGAGGGCGAUCGCGCGCACAACAGCGUGAUCCAGUUCAAGGACAACUCGUCCGCCAUUCGCGGUUUCGUCAACACGCCGCUGCGACCGGCCAACGCCGGAGGGCCGUCGGCAAUGGUGAAGAAGGAGACCGAUCUCGAUCUUCUUCUCACCGCGGAGACGCACAACUUUCCCUCGGGCGUUGCGCCGUAUCCGGGCGCGGAAACGGGCACCGGUGGGCGCAUUCGCGACACGCACGCCACGGGCUGCGGUUCCACUCUCGUCGCCGGUACUGCCGGUUACAUGACGGGUAACUUGCGCUUGGACGGUAAGAUCCUUCCUCACGAAGACACCACGGCGGUCUACCCGUCCAACUUGGCGUCCCCGUUGCAAAUUCUCAUCGACGCCUCCAACGGCGCCUCCGAUUACGGGAACAAGUUCGGCGAGCCGGUGAUUUUGGGCUUCUGCCGUACUUUCGGUCAACGCAUGCCGAACGGUGAGCGUCGUGAAUACAUCAAGCCGAUCAUGUUCUCCGCCGGUUUCGGUCAAAUCGAUCACACGAACUUGGAAAAGCAAGAGGGCGACAUUGGUAUGCUCGUCGUGAAAAUCGGCGGUCCCGCGUACCGAAUCGGCAUGGGUGGCGGAGCCGCAUCGUCCAAGGCUGGUGGCGAAGAUGAAGCCAACGCGAGUCUUGACUUCAAUGCCGUUCAACGCGGUGAUGCAGAAAUGUCCAACAAACUCAACCGCGUCGUGAAGGCGUGCGUCGAACUCAUGGGGGAGAAUCCGAUUUUGAGCAUCCACGACCAAGGCGCAGGCGGUAACUGCAACGUCGUCAAGGAACUCAUCUACCCGAAGGGUGGGGAAAUCAAUAUUCGCGAGGUCAAGCUUGGUGAUAACACGAUGAGCGUGCUCGAGAUUUGGGGCGCCGAAUAUCAAGAGAACUCUGCGAUGCUGAUCAAACCCGAAUCCCUCCCUAUUAUUGAGAAAAUUUGCGCCCGAGAACGCUGCCCGUUCUCUGUGCUCGGUAGCAUCAACGGUAGCGGACGCGUCACCGUGCGCGAUCCGGAUGCCCCGCCGGGUACGCCGACUCCGGAAGAUCUCGAUCUCGAGGCCGUACUGGGUGAUGUUCCGAAGAAGAAGUACGAUCUCAAGCGCGACGCGCCGCUCAGCUCGAAGUUCGUCAUGCCGGCGGGCGAAACCGUCGGUUCCGCCCUCGACCGCGUACUCUUACUUCCGUCCGUGUGCUCAAAACGUUUCUUGACCACGAAGGUCGAUCGUUCAGUCACUGGUUUGAUUGCGCAGCAGCAAUGCGUCGGUCCUCUGCAAAUCCCACUCUCCGACGUCGGUGUCAUCUCCCAGACGCACUUUGGCAUAACGGGCGGCGCCACGUCCAUCGGCGAAGCCCCGCUCAAGGGCUUGGUUGACCCGCGGUCGAUGGCCCGUGUCUCGCUCGGUGAGUCGCUCACCAACAUGGUCUUCGCGAAUACACAAGGCAUGGACUAUGUCAAAUAUUCCGGCAACUGGAUGUACGCCGCCAAGCUCGGAGGCGACGGCGCGCACAUGUACGACGCGUGCGAAGCGCUUUGCGAAACUAUGAAGAAGCUUGGCGUGGCUAUCGAUGGUGGUAAAGAUUCCUUGUCUAUGGCCGCCAAGGCUGGUGGUGAGGUCGUCAAGACGCCCGGCACGCUCGUCAUGUCUGGCUACGUCGGCGUCCCGGAUAUCACCAAGACGGUGACGCCGGAUUUGAAGCUUCCGGGCACGGGCAAGCUCAUUCUCGUCGAAUUUGGUAGCAAGGAUGGCAAGCGACGCAUCGGAGGUUCUGCACUCGCGCAAGCGUACGCCCAGGUUGGUGACGAAAGCCCCGACUUAGAUGACACCGCCUAUUUCAAGGCGGCGUGGAGCGCGACGCAAAAGCUCGUCGACGGGCGAAAGAUUAGCGCUGGUCACGACGUCUCCGACGGCGGCUUCAUCACCGCCGUGCUCGAGAUGGCUUUCCCGUCCACCACCGCGGGUGUGAAUGUGACGCUUCCCGGAAGUGACGCUAUUUCUGCGUGUUUCGCCGAAGAACUCGCCAUUAUUCUCGAAGUCUCGCCUGAAAACAUUUCCGAAGUCAUGGCGACGUACGCCUCCGCGGGAGUCACCGCUCGUGCGAUUGGGCAAACUACUAACGACGGCAAGUGCACGGUAUCCGCUGGCGGCGCGCAGUGCGUCAGCGAUUCCACAGCGUCUCUUCGCGAUAAGUGGGAGGAAAUGAGUUUUGAGUUUGAAAAGCUUCAAUCCUCCAACGCCACAGUGGCUAUCGAGAAGGAAGGCCUGAAAUCGCGCAAGGCGCCGACGUGGAAGCUGACGUACACGCCGACUCCGACGCCGCCGGAAGUGCUCAACGCGGCGAACAAGGCCAAAGUUGCCAUUAUCAGAGAAGAAGGGUCUAACGGCGAUCGAGAGAUGGCCGCUGCUGUCACCGCCGCCGGUAUGGAGGCUUGGGAUGUCACCAUGAGCGACCUUCUUAGCGGUCGCGCCAACUUGAGCGAUUUCCGCGGCGUCGUCUUCGUCGGCGGUUUCUCUUACGCCGACGUCCUCGAUAGCGCCAAGGGAUGGUCGGGCGGUAUUCGUUACAACGCGUCGCUGAAGCAGCAGUUCCAAGACUUUUACAACAGAUCGGACACGUUCUCGUUGGGUGUGUGCAACGGUUGCCAGCUCAUGGCGCUCUUGGGCUUCAUCCCGUCCGACGGCGGCGUCGGCGCGCUUCCGGAUUCCAGGCAACCGCGUUUCAUUCACAACGACAGCGGUCGCUUUGAAUCUCGAUGGACCACUGUCGGCAUCGACGAAAACACACCAGCGAUGAUGUUGAAGGGCAUGGGGGGAUCUCGCAUGGGCGUUUGGUGCGCGCACGGUGAAGGCAAAGUCAAGUUCCCAGAUGAGAGCAUGCUGCCCGACGUGUUGAAGAACGGCCAAGCCGCUGUACGAUACGUCGACGCCGACGGAUCGCCGACGGAACAGUACCCGCUCAACCCCAACGGUUCGCCGCAUGGUAUCGCCGGUUUGUGCUCGAAAGAUGGUCGUCACUUAGCGAUGAUGCCUCACCCCGAACGCGCCUUCAUCGGUUGGCAAGUUCCGUGGGCUCCGGCGGACGCCGGCGUCGACCCGUACGGCCCGGGCCCUUGGUUACAAAUGUUCCAAAACGCCCAAAAAUGGGCCGCCGAGAACGGUAAGUAA